Molecule: messenger RNA, 633 nt
Organism: Rhizophagus irregularis DAOM 181602=DAOM 197198
Lineage: Eukaryota; Fungi; Glomeromycota; Glomeromycetes; Glomerales; Glomeraceae
Product: Nuclear transport factor 2
Biological process (GO): protein import into nucleus
Cellular component (GO): nuclear pore central transport channel
Molecular function (GO): nuclear import signal receptor activity
Source: RefSeq, a predicted model, not a curated record
UUUUUUCUUUUACUACUUUAACUGUUAAAAAUUCCGAUUUGUUAUUAUUGAAACCGAAAAAAAGAAAUUUGACAAAUGGCUGACCUUAAUACACUUGCAAGCCAAUUCGUUCAAUAUUAUUACCAAGUGUUUCAAUCCGACAGAAGUAAUCUUAAGCCACUUUAUCGUGACGAUUCUAUGCUAACUUUCGAAGGUGCUCCAUUUAAAGGAGUGAAUGAUAUUAUCGGAAAAUUGACUUCUUUGCCAUUUCAGCAAGUGGCACACCGUAUUGCUACUUUAGAUGCUCAGCCAAGUAUUAAUAAUGGAAUAAUUGUGAUGGUCACUGGCGAAUUGCUGAUUGACCAGGAAACCAACGCAACAAGAUUUUCACAAGCUUUUCAACUUAUUCCCGAUAGUGGUAACUAUUGGGUACUUAAUGAUGUUUUCCGGUUAAACUAUGGUUAAUAUUUUAUAUUUUAUUCCCAAAACAAUGUUAAUGUUGAAGAUUUAUUGUACAUUUAUGAUAUAAACUUGAAAUAAGAAAUUCCUUAUUAACAUUGUAUUCAACCAAAUAAUUAAUUUAUUGUCCUUUUAUCAUAUCAAAAAUUAUUCAAUAAUAAAUAUCAUUACUGCAUUUCUAUUGCAAUUCAAAAU